Messenger RNA from Penicillium verhagenii, 1173 nucleotides. Its product is annotated as FPP/GGPP synthase family protein. The transcript has a single exon. Lineage: Eukaryota; Fungi; Ascomycota; Eurotiomycetes; Eurotiales; Aspergillaceae. Gene Ontology annotation, molecular function: prenyltransferase activity. Gene Ontology annotation, biological process: isoprenoid biosynthetic process. The record is from RefSeq and is a predicted model, not a curated record. Bases 1 to 1173 code for a protein of 390 amino acids.
AUGAAGAUGCCUUCUGCCUUAAGCGAGACCAGACUGUUCCGCAAGAGGUCCGACAAGAACAAACUCAGUAUCUCAACAACCAUCAUCUCAAAGCCAGACCCUCAAAGUGGCACUUCAUCACCAAUCCAACGCUCUUCUGAGGAAAAGACUGCAGUUGGAGACUCUUCAUCCAGCGACAUUCUUCGCAACACCCGUUCUCCCAGCCCAAAAUACGAUGAGAUCCUACUGGAUGACUCGGCAGUCCUCGCCCCAUGCGAUUACAUCCGAUCACUGCCCUCCAAGAAUGUCCGCGCAACAGUCAUUCAAGCCUGCAACCUGUGGUUCAAGCUCUCCGAAGUCCAAACCACCGCCAUCAUCGACAUCAUCUCAGACCUUCACAACGCUUCCCUCAUCCUGGACGACAUCCAAGAUGACACUGUUCUCCGCCGAGGGAGCCCAGCCACACACUGCGUGUACGGAAACGCACAAGCCAUCAACAGUGCCAUUUACAUGAUCGUCAACAACUGCGCAAAGCUGGGACAACUACAGCUUGUGGGUCCGGCCGCCAUGAACGCACUCGUGAAUGGAACACUCGAACUCUCCGUCGGCCAGAGCUGGGAUCUGAAAUGGAAGGCUCACCUCCACUGCCCGACUGUGGGCGAAUACAUGGCCAUGGUGGAUGGCAAGACGGGUGCAAUGCUCAAGUUGAUCAUUCAUCUGAUGCACAGCAUGUCUGAUCAGCGCGAUAUGGACGAUGCCAUGCCACUCUUCGAUCGAUUGGUGCUUCUACUUGGACGCUUCUAUCAGGUUCGUGACGACUACCAGAACCUGCAGGAUGACACAUACUCUGAGCAGAAGGGAUUCUGUGAGGACUUGGACGAGGGCAAGAUCUCUUACCCUGUCAUUGCGUGCUGCAAUUCUGACCCCGCGGCUAAGGAUAUCUUACUUGGUAUCUUCCGGGAAAAGCGGGAUCCUAGUAUCAACCCGCUCCCUAAGAGCACCAAGAUCUUCAUGCUGCAGAUAAUUGAUCGCUCUGGGGCAUUCGAGAGUACUUGGGAUAUGUUGCAGACUUUGGGCAAGGAAACUUGGGAUGCUCUUUUGGCUUUGGAGGAAGCUACGGGGAAGGCCAGUCCGGGGCUGCAACAGAUGAUCAAGAUGUUGAUCAACACUGUGCAGCCGCCCAAGCGCUGGUGA